UGAGACACAUUUCGUCUUUUCGUGUGUUGUAAACUUAAUAGUUUGAACAUUCACGAGUUUAGCCGAAUCUUGGUACAGUGUAACAGAUUUGUAAACCUGAAUCGUUCAAGCAUACUCUUGUGAAAAAAACAUGGCGAGUUUAACGAAGGAGCAAUUGAAAAACGAGUUAAUAAGCCACGGGGUCCAACCGCCCAUUCAAAGCGCCAGGAAGGAAGAGUUUGUCAAGUUAUAUGAGCAACACGUUGCCCCUAUUGUUGCGCUGAAAGGAGAUUUUUCUAGUGACGAAGAAACUGACGUUAUCGAAGAGAAGGUUGAGGUGCCAAACACCAGUUUGGUUUUCAAUGGGUUGGAUAUCACCACUAUCUCUGAUGAUGAUCUCUACAACCAACUUCAGUCAUUUGGAAUACCCGUGGGGCCCAUUGUUGACACAACCAGAUCAGUGUAUCAAAGGAAAUUAGCUGCACUGUUGCAAAAUGGAACAGGAACUCCUCCUGCUGAGGAUGUGAAUGAGGUUGAGAAAACUAAUGGCAAUGGAGCUUCUCAAGAGGAAAAAUAUUCUGACUCAGAAGAGGAAGAGCAACAGGAGCAGGUUGAAGAAGAGCAUCAUGUUGAAACUGUAGCAGAAACAUAUAUACAACCCAGUACACCUGCUCCUCUUCCCCUUGCAACAGAUCCAGUUAUCCCAGAACCUCUAACUGCGAUCCGUAAACGCAUCGCAGAAAGGCCCCCUUCGUCUAUGAAUGCUUUGCCGUUGGUUGAUCGACAGGGUACGCCAACACCAAGGCCGAGUAUUCGUUCUUUUACGGGCUCAUCUCAAUACACUUACGAAUCUCGGCGCCUAGUAGAUGCCACUGACGGCGUUGAGGCAGUUAAGCCGUUAUCUUCCCAUGUGGGAUCCUCCCCUGUUCAACCCAAAAUUAUCCAUUACGUCUUGUUGUUGAUCCUCUUUACAGCAAUCGCUUACUUCUUAUACACGUACUCGAUUUUUGAUCAAUUCAAGCAUUUACCGGAGAAUGUAAGACGAGCUAUAUUUCAGUACCUGGAGAAAGCGGAACAGGUAGCAGAGAAAAUAGAUAAUGCCAAGCCGAACCCAAUGCCGGAUGUCUAGACUUUUCAUACAUGCAAACUGCAAAGCCCCAAGUUCAAGCCGAACGCGUUAUUUGAGCUGUAGUUCAACCCAUUUAUACUAUCUGUAAAAGCAUGAUAUGAAUACUCCACUCACUUCCCCCUGUUGUUCAUCACAAACCCACUUUUUACUUUAUACCUUCAUUUCAAGUUAAAACUUGAUCAACCCCCUCCCUCAAAGCAAGUCGGAAAAGGAUAUUCGAUCUUUAUUAUGUUCAUUUUUUUUGUAUUGGCUUCUUUUUCGGCCAGAAGCUCAAAUACACAUGUCAAAAACACAA
Messenger RNA from Daphnia pulex (common water flea), 1403 nucleotides. Its product is annotated as lamina-associated polypeptide 2, isoforms beta/gamma-like. Lineage: Eukaryota; Metazoa; Arthropoda; Branchiopoda; Diplostraca; Daphniidae. The record is from RefSeq and is a predicted model, not a curated record. Bases 131 to 1108 code for a protein of 325 amino acids. The transcript is spliced from 5 exons. Gene Ontology annotation, molecular function: DNA binding.